GGCGGCGGCGCGCCCGGGAUGGGACGGGCUCUGGGGCGCAGGAGCCGCGGUGGCGGCGGGGGCCGCGCAACUCGGGCCAAGUGCCGGGCGGCCAGCGAGUGCGCUGGGCGCUGAGCCCGCGCGGCCCCAGCUCCCCGCUGCGCUCGGCGGAGCCCGGGAGAGCGCGCACCAGCGCCGCCGAGAAAGCGCCGCCCGCGCCGGCCGCCUGCGUCUGGGGAAGAGCGGCGCCCUGGGAGCCAGCCAUGCCCGGCGCCCGAGCGUAGCCGCCCGGGGCUGCUCCCGGGAGCCGCGGGCCGGGCCGGGCGCGCGUCAGGAGCAGCCCCGCUCCGCGCCCACCGCACGCCGAGGACCAUGCCGCCCCCGGGCCGGGCGCCGCCGCUCGGGCUCCUGCUGGCGCUGACUGCGCUCCGGUGCCCAGAGAUGGAGAGUCGAGCCAUCGUGGAUAGCCUACAGAGGUUUUCCUCGCUCCCUGCUUACCUCCCCACGAGCUUCCACAUCUUGAACGCGGAGGAGUCCUUCUUCCUUAAAGAAGCCAACCAGGAUGUCACGAGGAACUCGAGUCUGCAGGCCCGGGUGGAGACGUUCUUUAUCUAUCGGGCCAGGACUGCCCCGGUCAUCAAUGCCACCUAUGGCCCAUUUUCGGCCGAGAGGACAGUCCCCCAGGAGCUCAUGCUGACUUCCACGCCCUCUGGAAACAUGAAGUUUCCUUUCAAGUGGAAGCUGAAAUCCCACAUCCUGGACAGCUCCAUCUACUCCAACAGGCCCAAAGUGCAGACCUUGUUUUAUGUCACUGGCAUGGACUGGGAUGACAGUGACCCCGCGGAAAACCUUCCAUGUGUCAAGAUGUUUGCUUUCCCUGAGGCCCGAGAAGUGGCGGCCAGCUGCCGGCUGCAGGGGAACCCUGGGCUGUGUGUGGCCGAGCUGGAGCUGCUGCCCGAGUGGUUCAGCUCUGGGCUGGACCUGGAGCCUGAGGAGGUGGUCCCGGCCCUGCUGGGGGGCACAGCCAUGGAGCUCUUCUUCACGCUCUACCCGGCUGAUGGGGCCGGCCGGUGUCCCCUGGAGGAGGACGGCAAGUGGGAGAACAACAUCCACUUGGGCCAGGACGGCCCCCAGCUGGUGGCCCCGGCCCGGGAGAGGAUCGGGAGCGUCGUGGUCUACCCAACUCAGGACGACCUGAAGUGGUCCCUGCUGAGCCUGGACGAGAACAUUGUCCUCUCAGUACCUCUGAACCUCGUCCGGGAAGGGGACGCGGCCACCUUUCUGGUCUCUCUGACCAGUGGCUCUGUGGCAGACCACUUUACUCUUAGAAUUAAGGCAGCAGCAGGUGUGAGGAUCAUGGCAGUGAGAAUCAGCAGCGACCAGUGGGCCGUCCAGGAAGAAAUAGACAAUGGCAGUGUGCAGACCACGGCCACCCUCACCUGUGUGGGCCACCGCCCAGAUACGCAGAGCAGAGCAAAUGACUCCAUCUAUGAGAUCUUGCAAGUGGACUUCGGAGUCGACAACAGCAGUGGCCUGGCCGGGGCCCAGCAGAUCACCUGGCAGGCGGGAUACCCGGCGGAGGACUCCAUGGGUGAGCUGGUCGUCGCUGAGAUCUUCGUCAGCCAGACGUCCUUUGUGGGCAUCGUCCCUCUCGCAAUGGACACGGAGGUGCUGAACACGGCCGUGCUCACCGGGAAGGCUGUGUCCCUGCCCGUCAAGGUCGUGGCCAUCCAGGAGGACGGCGCGGUGGUCGACGUAUCGCGGUCCGUGGAGUGCCGGUCUGCAGACGAAGACGUGAUCAAGGUCUCCAACAACUGCGACUCCGUGUUUGUGAAUGGGAAGGAAAUGAAGAGCAAAGUGGACACGAUUGUGAACUUCACCCACCAGCACUUCACCUCCCAGCUGGAGGUCACCAUCUGGGCGCCCAGACUUCCCCUGCAGAUCGAGAUCUCGGACACGGAGCUGAGCCAGAUCAAAGGCUGGAGGAUCCCAGUGGCCUCCAACAGAAGGCCCACCCGAGAGAGCGAGGACGAGGAGGACGAGGAGAAGAAGGGGCGAGGGUGCACCCUGCAGUACCAGCAUGCCACUGUGCGCGUCCUCACCCAGAUGGUGGCUGAGUCGCCCGACUUGGGUCAGCUGAGCUACAUGCUGGGCCCUGACUGGCAGUUUGACAUCACUGACCUGGUGAUGGAGUUCAUGAAGGUGGAAGAGCCGAAAAUUGCUCAGUUACAGGAUGGCAGGACCCUGGUGGGUCGGGAGCCAGGAAUCACCACCGUGCAGGUCCUCUCACCUCUCUCCGACUCCAUCCUGGCCGAGAAGACAGUGAUCGUCCUGGACGACCGUGUCACCAUCGCGGACCUGGGCGUGCAGCUGGUGACUGGCUUGUCCCUUGCUCUGCAGCCGCACAGAGCUGACAAAAGGGCCAUUGUCUCCACAGUGGCUGCCCAGGAUGUUCUCCAAGCCCCAAAGCAGGAAGCGAUUGUCAGUUCUUGGAUUUUGUUCAGUGAUGGUUCGGUGACACCGUUAGACAUCUAUGAUCCCAAGGAUUUUUCAGUUACUGUCUCAUCAUUGGAUGAAAUGGUGGUGUCUGUUCAGAAAGACCUUCAGUCCAGAUGGCCGGUUGUGGUUGCAGAGGGGGAAGGGCAAGGACCCUUGAUUAAAUUGGAAAUGAUGAUUAGUGAACCUUGCCAGAAGACCAAAAGGAAGAGCAUUCUUGCCGUGGGAAAAGGAAAUGUCAAGGUCAAAUUUGAACCCAACACAGAUGGGCACCAAGGAGGCGCCAAUGACAUUGAGGGCGCACAUCGGGAACAUAAAGACCGCCUCAGUAAUUCCAUAGGGCGGGAAGGAAACCAGGAGAGAGCCAUUCAGGAAUGGCUCCAACGUGGUGUCUCUGUUGGCCAAGAGGAAAAUACCAACAAAAGCACAACCCCCCACUCUCAUGCGGAAGGAGAGGACACGAAGUUCCUCAAGAGUCGUGGUCCAGAUGCCUUCACCAGCCUCCCCGCUCCGGGGAAGAUACCGGAACCUGAUAAUCCGAGUGACCUUACUAUGACUUCACGGGGGCUAACCGACUUGGAGAUUGGCAUGUACGCCCUGCUCUGUGUCUUCUGCCUGGCCAUUUUGGUCUUCUUAAUCAACUGUGUGGCAUUUGCUUGGAAAUACAGACACAAAAGAUUGGCGGUGAGUGAGCAAGGCAACAUCCCCCAUUCCCAUGACUGGGUCUGGCUUGGGAAUGAAGUGGAACUUUUGGAGAACCCAGUGGACAUCACACUCCCUUCAGAGGAGUGCACGACCAUGAUAGACAGGGGGCUGCAGUUCGAGGAGCGGAACUUCCUUCUCAACGGCAGUUCCCAGAAGCCCUUCCACAGUCAGCUCCUCAGACCUUCGGACUAUGUCUAUGAGAAGGAAGUGAAAAAGGAACCGAUAAAUCCAUCGGGCCCAAAGAGGAAGAGAGUCAAGUUUACUUCCUACACCACCAUCCUGCCGGAGGACGGCGGCCCCUACACCAACUCCAUCCUGUUCGACAGUGAUGAUAACAUCAAGUGGGUCUGCCAGGACACGGGGCUGGGGGACUCCCGGGAAUUCAGAGACUACCUGGAGAGGCUGCAGGACCACAUGUAACUCCUUUCUCGUGUUUGUAUUCACCUUUAUGCCUUCUGUUUUUGGUGGUGGAGCAGUAAGUUUGAUGAGCAAUAGGAGAUGAUGUAACAAAGCCUGGUUUGUGGAGGUCUGCUGGGAUCCCUUUCUGAGCAGGUAUGAGGUCUGGAGAGCCCUAGCAGCUGGGUUUUAAGCCGGGAAGUGUCUCUAAAACAGCUCCAUGUGGGUCCUGGAGGAAUCCUAAGAUGACCGUGUUCUCAGCUGCCUGGUACUAGCUCAGUUCAAAUGUAAUCAAUCUGACCCCACAGACAUUGUUAGUCAUCUCGUGACAAAGGGCCGUGUGGAAUUAGACAAGACUUGGGUGUUGGUUUUUCUAUUCCUAGACCUUUUAAAGCACAGUGGACAUUUCUUGCUCUUGGCCUGAGAUUGGACAUAGUGAGAGAUGCUGAAUGUAGCCGCCUUUAUUUGUUACGAGCGCUGCUCAUUAUUUUUAUAUACAUUUGCACCUGGACCUGGUUCCUUUGGCUUCUGGAAUUCUUGAAACAUGAAGAAAAGAAAUGUCAGUCAUUUUGUUUUCAGCUGUUUGAUUUACAUGUGAGUUUUAGUCACUGAGGUUUGCCAUGUCCACGCAGGAUGUCAAAUAUUCACCAGUUUCCAUCCUUUACCAUGCAGGGGCAAUAUCUAAGAAGCUUAUCCUCCAAUGUCUGUCCUGUUAUUGUUGGAUUUUCUUGUAUUAGAUGGGGAUAUGGGAUGUCACUUAAAAUAUUAAUAUACUGUGAGGGAGGGCCAUCUCUUUACAGUUUUCUACAUGAUGUUUAAAAACUUGGAGAAGAUUUGUGAGCCACAUACAUUUAUUUUUAUCUUCUGCUUGUGGAAGACUCAUGGGAAACUCCUGGAGUGCAUUUCUAUGGGCCAAAAGAUUCCCAAAUAGAUGUGUUUAUACCAGUGCUUUGUAGCCAGCACAAUUUGUUACCCAAACUGAAGUAAAAAAAACUCAUAACUGACAAACACCGAAAGGAAAUUGCAUAGGAAAUAGCUUCAGAUUAAAUUUUCCAUUUUGCCAGGACAAAAUUUGUUUAAAAAAUAAGUGGAAUGAUGUUUCAAUUUAGCAAUAUGUAAAAUCCAUCCAUACAGUCACCCACCUCAACCAUUCAAAAAAAAAAUCCUCGCUUGUGAGUCUGGCAGAGAGAAAGUCUAUAUAGAGUGUGCACUAGUGGAGAAAAGCAAUGUGUCCCCCCCACACCAGUUCAUAAAAGCAAAUGACUAUUCCAGGGCUAGAGAGGCAGUUAUGAUGAAAAACCGUAGCUAUUAGAAAGUCAAAGUGGCAAGAGAAGAAAACAUACUCCUGCAUAACUUCUAAAUAAAAAAAGUUUUCCAAAGAGCAGCAUGAAUGAUGUAGAGCCAAGCAAGAAUUUCAGAUUAGGAAACCAUGGCAGCAUUUUUAUUUAUGAAGAUGGGCUAACUGGAGAAACAGAAUCCAGGCUAGCAUGCCUCGUUAUGGGCUUUCUUGACUCCUGUGCAUCUCUAAGCAACAGAGUUUUAAAGGCCCAAAGUAGAGGGCCUGCAGGAGGUUAUCUGACGCAGCUGCUGAUGACUGAGCUAGGAGAGGCAUUCAGGUGUGCCUGCAUCGAUUUCUGUGACUGGGAACAGGACAGCCCAGCCUCCUGUAGUCAUGACAAGGCAGCGUGAAGUUCCCCUUGGGUCUCUUGCCCACAGGACUAUUUGCAUCUGUGACCUCCAGGAACCAGUGUUUGUUCCGAAAAUCUUCCCAUUUGAUCUGUGAAUGAAGCCAGGAGCCCAGGCAUUAGCUUCAAAAGGAGUUUGCAAAGAGAUGGCUGACACCUUGUAGGAAGCACCCCUCAGUAGGCCAGAGGAGCCUGCCACUGCCUUGCAAAGCGUGCGGUGGGGAGGCAGCUCCAAACAGGCCACUAGGGCUGAAGAGAAGUGCACAUGUGAGUUGAAGCACGGCUAUCUGAAUGCGUCCUGCUCCUCCCAUUAGAGAUCCCCAAUUUCCUCUCCCUUUGGGUCUUCAACAUUCCAGAAAUAAUGGGAAUUUCAUUUCUGAAGCUGGAGAAACUCAACCGCUAUGAGGUUAAGUUUCUCUCACAUACACACAGCCAACUGCCUCCCCCUUGUGAGUGAGACUUUGGGUGAGGGUGUAAUUUGGGACGGGGCAAAGGCAGCUACCAUCAUCAGGGUGAGCAUCAUGAAAGGGCAAACUAGAGCAUUUCCUGUGACCUGUGCCUGAUGUGGCACAGCGAGCAGCUGCGGCGCAUUCCACAUGCUUCUGGUGUCUCGGCAGAGCUGGAAACCGACCGCUGCCUUCAAGUUGCCUCCCCCGGAUCUGCUGGAGUUGCCCAGACUGAUACAGGAUCUGUACAGUCACCUUUGUGGGUUUAUGCCGAAACUGAGUUUCAGAUAAAAAUCAAAUGGAAGGUCAUGGAGGAGAGCUCCCUUACCAUUCAGCACACACUCACCUAGAUACACACAUACACAUGGGUAUGUGCGUGUAUGCCACAGUAUUUAGCAGGAAUCUGUCACUUGCUAUCGGAUUUGACAUGGUACUACUCGGCUCAAAAGAACUGCACUGAAGUUCUUUCUGUUUAAGUAUUUCCUGCCGACAAUGAAACCAGGGAUCAUAUCAGCUUGUUUUCCAACUAGUCAAUUUAAAACAAAUAGGAACUAUACCCCAAAUAUCCAAACUAAAAUGGGGCAAAACAUAGAUUAUUAAGCCUUGAAAUACAAUUCCCUGGGGGCCGUGCAUCUGCCUGGAUUUUUUUUUUUUCUGAGGUGUCCAAGGGAUUGGUGUCAAUAUGAUCAACAUUGAUAAAGUCCCUUCCUCUCCUUUAAGAACCGAAUGCUUAGACUGCCCCUGGUGCAGACUCCAGCGAGCCCCUUGAGGGGACACCAGGCUGCAAACUCUGCAGUCACAGAAGGGCGGUUCAGGUGCUCCGGGACGACUGGGUAACCUAGGGUGGUGGAAGAUGGGAGGCCACUGUUGCCAGGGGCCAGAUGCUGCUUCCCAGGCCAGUGCGUGGGGACCAGGGAGCAGUGGCCACAUGGGAGAAUUGGGGUUUCAACUCAGAGUUGCAUCUGAGAGAAAGGAAGAAAAGACCAGGUUUCCCCUGGAAGGACACACCUAGGAAGCCCCAGAAGACUCCGUGCGCGCCAAGAGCUGUUUAUACUGCACAGCAGUCGGGGUAGGUUUCCAGGCGGUGGACAUCCUUACACUCUAGGCAGUUUACAGACAUUAGUGCAGGGAAAAAUGGAUCAGUGUUUGUCCCGUUGCCACAUCUGCAAACUAAGUAUUUUGUACUUUGCUAAUGUUUCAGUUUAAGAGUUUGCCUUGGUGCAUUUUGAUCGGCAUUGUCUUCUCGCUCUUUUAGAAAGGCACCUUGUCAAUAAAUGUGGGCGGGUUAAGACACAGUAUAGACUCUGAGAACUGUUCCGUCCAGCUUCAGCGACCACAGAGGAUGGUUUCAGCUCGUUCCUACGUGUCAUUGGCACCAUUGCUUUUCUUCUCCAACCGUCUCAAAAAUGGCUUCAGUUCUCCAUUCAAGUCUUUGUAAAUGACAUGUAAGAUGGUUUAUAAACUCAGCAACCGUCUCCUCCAUCAAAAUUAUACAUGUGUGAUGUAUCCCAUAUCACCUGUAUGCAAAGGGACACUGGGUGGUGGAAAAGUUAUGCUAACAUAUGGGUAGCAAAUAUUUUUUUUUGUAAUAUAGGCAAUAUACUGAAACACUACAAGGUGUAUUGGAAUAAAUUCAUUUUAUAAUAAAAGCAUGCGAAGCUGUAGCUUUUAAAUGUACAGAUAUCCCACUCAAAAGUAUCUAAACUGAUGGUGGGAAAAACACUGGAAACUGAGAUCAUGAAAUGCACUGAAUCAGGAAUGUGGCCUUGAAAGGGCGUGGCUCAUGUUGAUGGAAUCUACCAGAACAUUUUGAUCCUACUCUCCAUUACUUUUGGAUUUUUUCCUUUUUUCUUUUUUUCUGGAAAUAUUUCAGAAAUAAAGUGACUUCAUUUUCCAAGCAUAAAAGGUAUAUUCUAACCACAGGGUAACGCAUCAUUUUUAACAUGAAAAUAAACAUUUAAACCUU
Manis pentadactyla (Chinese pangolin) is the source of this 7673-nucleotide messenger RNA. RefSeq names its product transmembrane protein 132B. The record is from RefSeq and is a predicted model, not a curated record. NCBI's taxonomy places the organism in Eukaryota, Metazoa, Chordata, Mammalia, Pholidota, Manidae. The coding region runs from base 352 to 3600 and encodes 1082 amino acids. The transcript is spliced from 9 exons.